GAAGGGGACGGAGGAGGAGGAGGCGUGUCUCGCGAUUGGACAGGGCGCGAGGAGCAAGCGCGCGCGAUCCCCGAGGCGCGGGAGCCGAUUCCGGCGCCGGGACACCCUCGCCCUCGCCGGGCCGGCCGUUUCGGGCGCUCUACCGCCGCGGAUUCGGUGGGAUCCGGCCAAGAACCGGUUGGUGGAGGCCUGGAGGACGGACGGGAUGGGGGCCGGGGCGGAGCCCGUCGAGGCUGAGGAGGGGGCGCCCGGGAAGGAGGAGAAGGCGGCCGUGUCGUGCUCGAUCUGCCUCGACGCCGUCGUCGACGCGGCCGAAGGGGAGAGGUCCACCGCGAGGCUGCAGUGCGGCCACGAGUUCCACCUCGAUUGCAUUGGAUCGGCAUUCAAUGCCAAAGGAGUUAUGCAAUGCCCAAACUGCCGCAAAAUUGAGAAAGGGAACUGGCUCUAUGCAAAUGGAUCCCGUCCCUCACAGGAUAUCAACAUGGAAGAGUGGGCUCAUGAUGAAGACCUGUAUGAUGUUAGUUACUCUGAAAUGCCAUUUCGUUUUCACUGGUGUCCAUUUGGUCGCUUAGCACAACUUCCAUCGUUCUUUGAGGAAGGAGAAUCAUCACCUCCAGUUACUUUUCAUGACUUUAUGGGCCAGCAGGUGUUUGCGGAGCAUCCACCUGUAUCUGCGGCACCAGGGGCACAUCCUUGCCCGUAUGUUGCGUACUUGCAACCUCUUCCAUCAUUGGCCUCAUCAUCAAGCUCCCAUGUCCCUGAGAGAACUAUGGAUGGGUCUGUGUAUCAUGAUCAUUGGAAUCACCUGGCUGGCCCAUCAGAUGGGAGGCCCUUGCACACGGUGCCACCCACUGAUUUCCAUCAUAACCAUUGGGCACAUCUGCCGCAUUCCUAUGCCCAACCCAACAGUAAUAAUGGGUUGACUGAGCAGCCAGGGGUCCCUUUCGGAACAAUGAGAGCUGCAAGGGCUGACGGUGAUAUCCAACGCCGAGGGUCUGUUAUUUCUCCAUCAUACUUCAGCAAUGGAUCUGGCUCUAGAUCUAGAGCUCCUAAUGUUCCCCCUCUGGUACCUCAAUUCAUGAGGGGGCAUGGCAACAUCAACGAACAGUACCAGCAGAAUCCAUCAUCUAGCCUUUUUGCGGGGGCUCAUAGAUCGGGAGGCAUGCGAUCUGCCCCUCCACCUCAACCAGAGAACCCAACAUUUUGCCUGUUCCCACCUGGUUCGUCUGGCCAUAGUUCAAUGGAGACUGAUGACGCUGGAGGAAGCCGAUUCUACGCCUGGGAGCGUGAUCGCUUCGCGCCAUACCCAUUAAUGCCAGUCGACUGCGAGACAAGCUGGUGGAGCUCGCAGCAGUCUCAUGGGGCAUCAGAAUCCACAGCAGCACCAGCACCAGCACCCGCGCCGAGGAGACUAUUCGGGCAAUGGAUCGGUCUUGGCAGGUCAUCGCCCGAAAAUAGAUCGUCAGAGGGCUCAUCAUAUCGACAAAUGCACUCUCCUCGGAUGUAGCGGAGGCAACCUAAGUUAAAACUUCACAUUCGGAACCUGAGUUGCUUGUAAGAAACGAUGGAAGAAGCCCAUCUGUAUGAAAUUAAGCCGGGUUGCAUGGUAAAACUUCUGGAGAAUUCUGCGAGGGAGAAACAUGAAAUAACCCGGAGAGGAACGUUUUGAUUUGGUUUAUGUGAAUUCUAUCUCGUACAUAUUUGAAACCAAAUUGGGAUUUUCGAAGUUUCAA
Messenger RNA from Lolium rigidum, 1733 nucleotides. Its product is annotated as E3 ubiquitin-protein ligase IPI1-like. Bases 206 to 1507 code for a protein of 433 amino acids. The record is from RefSeq and is a predicted model, not a curated record. NCBI's taxonomy places the organism in Eukaryota, Viridiplantae, Streptophyta, Magnoliopsida, Poales, Poaceae. The transcript is spliced from 6 exons. Gene Ontology annotation, molecular function: ubiquitin-protein transferase activity.